Molecule: messenger RNA, 4435 nt
Organism: Trichoderma atroviride IMI 206040
Lineage: Eukaryota; Fungi; Ascomycota; Sordariomycetes; Hypocreales; Hypocreaceae
Source: RefSeq, a predicted model, not a curated record
AUGACUACCCGCAGCCCAUCUCCUCUGGAAAGCGACAGCCUCUCUAUCAGCUCCAAUGAAGACGUUUCCCCCAUCGAAGACGAUGUCCAGACUGGCCUCCAAGCCCCACCACCUACGCCGGCCUUGUUCCUCACCAAGGUGGCCAAACACCCAAGUGUCAAGGUAUCCAUGAGACGGUCGACAGCUAGAAUGAGCCGGCCGGUGUCAAAGAGGCCUCCGAAACAGCGGAACGCAAAGCUUGGAAUCACGCUCAUCACGGACAUGACAAAGCUGAGGCGGCAAAAUCACUUGGCCAAUCAAGCAAAGUCACCGGCAAGGCGAAACGCAAAGUUUGCCGAUGCAGCUGCUCUAAGAGCCUUGGAGGGAUCUCCUAACCCGCAGUCUGUUGGAAACUGGAACUGGCUGAGGAGAGGGAACAACGGGGAUCGUGAGGCCGCAUCUCCUUCUCCCCUUCGAGCCAACGAGGCCCGUUCUCCCGAACAGCUCUCCCCAGAAGCUAGACCGAUAGUCAUCGGCAUUACUCUGCCUUCCGAUGAGGUUGAAAGCCGAGGAAUUGAUCCGCUCACGGCGACGGUCAACAACAUUGACACUCCGAGCGGGGAUAUGAGAAACCCAUAUCCUUUUAAUUUCCAGACAACCAAUGGCCGGGAAAAUCCUCCCUCAAUCCCUACCCAACUCAAAUCAAUGUGGUCGCCAGAUACCCCUGAUACCGCUAGCUCGUUUAGCACAAUCAGAUAUCCGUCAAGCGUAUACUCGCAGGCAUCUAUGGCGGCAAUCAUUGCGCCUGGAUUGAGAGAUGAUGAAGUCCCCCCUGUUCCUGCUCUUCCUGCCGGUUACAAACAGACAACAUCGACGAUGCCACAGCGCCUCAUCGGCACAGAACAACGUAAGAACAAGGAUGAAGAAGAUGACUCUGGGACACCUUGCACGCUUUUCGAAGAGGACGGAAUCACUCCUUUGAAAUCUCCCGCAAGUAAACUAUCUGCGCGCACUCCUGAUAGUGUGCGUGGCUGGUGGGAUCACCAUUUAGUUACCCCGUUUUUGGACAUGAGAAUGUCUUUUGCGAGCCGAAGAACGCAUAUGGAAUCGCCUUUGGAUCAGAGGGGGCAUCAACUAGCCAGGGGCUCUGAGCGACCGAUCGUGGUCCACAUAGAGAUCAACACUGGCGAGCAGCCGCAGAAGUUUGUGGUAGAUCGUGUCGGGUUGAAUUCUACGCCAGCUAUAAAGAUCCCUACGCCACGACGGACGCCGUCGCCUCGAGGAGAUGUCCUCAAGGUUGGUGUAGCUGCUGAAGCUGCUCGAGGCGCUUUUGGACACCAUGAAGCAGGUUCGCGAGAGAUGGUGCAAGGUUUGGGGAUAACCCAUUUGAGGGCAGAUACUCCGCCUUCGCCUUCAUCUAAGAAGCAGGCUGAAGCUGCUAUCAAGUACCAGGCUGUCUUCCCACCUGGCCAUCAUCUGCAUACCCAGGCUCCCCAGACAGAAGCGUCUCGUAGUGUCACAUCGGCACCGGCACCAGUUGCAUCGGCGAUGACAACUAUACCUGCGGCUUACACUGCCCACACUGCAGCACAUAUCGCAGCACCUAUCGCAGCGUCGACAACAGCUGCACCCACCACGUCGGUAGCAGCAGAGAGGGCAGCACCUCGAAGAUUGGGAAAAGAUGGCAAAAUUGAGCGGAAGAGACUACGGCACGAAAAGGAAGAAAAGAUUGUAAAACGAGCCGGCGGUCUCUGGAGGGGCCGAGGUUGCGUGCCGAAAAAAGGCUGCUUUGGCCGCCUUGGACCAGAGGGCCGCAAGAAGAGAAGAAUCUGGUGUUAUAUCAUCGGAUUCCUCCUGCUUCUCCUCAUAAUCUUGGCAAUUGUUCUGGGUGUCGUCCUUUCCAAGCAUCAUGGAUCAGGCGGCCAAAGCUCGAACCCAGCUCCGGGACAGGCCCAAUCCCCCUCAUCUCCGUCGACCCCAUUAAAGCCUUCUCCGCUACCCUCAUCCAUAUGGGUCAACCUCACUGAUUAUCCCGCCAUGCCUACUGGCGUGUUGACCUUUGUCGGUCCGAACAACACCAUUGCCAGGAGCGACUGCACCGGACCAUCUACCUUGUGGAGCUGCUCCUUGCCCAAAGAUUCCCAGGCGUCUGUGUCACCAUUUAAGCCUAACCAGCCAACUAUUAUUUUCCAGAUCCAGUGGGAUAACAGCACAGACAAGGCGUGGAAUAUUCCCAACGGCGCUCCACCCACUCCCAUUUCUAAGAGAGGCGAGAGCAACAGCAACUCUUCGAUAGACGGAUUCACCCCAGACCCGAGCCCCCCGACGUUUGACGAGAUGUUUUUCCUGGGCGAAACCACGGAUAACAUUCAAUCGAGCCAAAAGGCUGGAGAGCCAACUCCUUUUUUCAUUAGUAUUCUCGAGUCUCUAAAUGAUACGGUCAAGUCGCCAUCUUUGAGCCGAAGGGUCACCGCUGCCUCGGAUAUUGUUAACAUUUCGGAUAUCAUCUUCCCACCAGACUUGAAAGCAGAUGGCACUCCAGCGCCUGCUGUCAUGCUUCCUACCCCAGUUCAACAACCGGUGCGGCUGUUCGACCGCGGCCUACCAACCGAGCACUAUGGGUUUUACACGUACUUUCAACGAACAAUCUUUCUCAAGUCUGUCACUGUUCUCGAUAAGUCGAGUGAAGGAAACGUACCCGCAGAUGAAAACGGGGGCUGCAGCGAAACAGAGGCCAACCACCUUGUGACCUGGGCUGAAACCCGUAUGCUGGUGCAGAUUUGGACACGAAAACUGAAUAGCACAGGUUCACUGCUACCUUCAGAUGGCGAGGGUAUUGAUAACUCGCCCCAGCUGAUCCAACCGGGAACAAUGCCAUAUCCUGUGACAGUAACGCUGGACACCCACGGCGGCGAUCCUAACCACAAAGUGGUGUGGGAGUGGCCCAUGGACGAUCGCCAGAAGCUGAAUACAAGCGCUCCUGAAUUACUUGCCAACAAUAUGGCUGUGGGGGGAACUUGGAUCAACCAUCGUGGUAGCGGCAAUGCCACAUUUGGAGGCUUCGAUGGAGGCACCGGAGGGUGCAAGUGCCAAUGGGCGAAUUGGUCGCCCCUGACUACCCUCGCAAUCGAGACGUCAUGCGACGACACAGCCGUGGCGGUGCUGUCGAAAUCGGCAAAUGGCAAGACGUCGCUUCUGUUCAACGAGCGCAUCUCGUCGGACAAUCGAGCCUUCAAGGGCAUCAACCCGAUGAUUACGGUGGAGGGGCAUAAUUCGACGUUGGCGUUGUUGGUGGAGAGGGCGUUGGGGAGUUUGCCUGAUGAGGAUGAUGGAGAGAAGAUGGCGAGCAAGAAGAAGAAGAAGAAGAUUCCCGACUUUGUCUGCGCCACUCGCGGCCCUGGAAUCAUGCCGAAUCUAUCCGUUGGAUUAAACGUCGCAAAGGGCCUCGCUCUGGCAUGGCAAGCCCCCCUCGUCGGCGUCCAUCACAUGCAAGCACACGCCCUGACGCCGCGUCUCGUCCACGCCCUACAAGACACAAAGCACAAGGACCAUGUCGAGAGCAUCACGGCUUCAACUCCAAGCCCGUCCUUCCCCUUCCUCUCCCUCCUCGUCUCCGGCGGCCACACCCAACUCAUCCUCUCGUCCAGCCUCACCGCCCACCAAAUCCUCGCCACCACCGCCGACGUCGCCAUCGGCAACCUCCUCGACCAGACCGCCCGCGUGAUCCUCCCGCCUGCCAUCCUGCGGUCCAGCCCAGACGUCAGUUACGGCCGCGUCAUGGAGGCGUUUGCUUUUCCUCCCGGACAAGACACGGUUGCAGACUAUGAAGCGUUUUUCAAGCCGGCGCUGUCGAGGCAGGAGGAGAUUGAACAUGUGGCCUCGGGGUAUGGAUGGGCGAUUGCGCUGCCGUUUCGGAAUUCGAGGAAGCUUGCGUAUUCGUUUUCGAGUAUCUAUACGCAGGUUCACAGUAUUGUUGCUGCUAUUGAAGCCAGCCAUGACGUGGACAAAAUCUCGCUCGACCAACGCCGCGCCCUCGCCCGCCACACCCUGCGCGCCUCCUUCCAACACCUCGUCAGCCGCCUCAUCCUCGCCCUCCAAGACCACCCUUCUCUGCGGCAAUCUGCAUCUGCAUCUGCAUCUACAUCCUCAACCAUAGACACGCUCGUCGUCGCCGGUGGCGUCGCCAGCAACCGCUUCCUGAUGCACGUCUUGCGCACGACGCUCGCCGCGCGCGGGUUCCCGCACAUGCAAAUCGUCGCGCCGCCGCCGGCGCUGUGCACCGACAACGCCGCCAUGAUUGCCUGGGCCGGCAUGGAGAUGUUCGAGGCUGGGUACAGGUCCGAGCUGUCGGUGCGGCCGAUUGCGCGGUGGCCCAUGGAUCCGGCGGUUGGCGGCGGGAUGCUGGGCGUUGGAGGGUGGAUAAAGGAGGGAGAAGAAAAGGAGGAUUGAAAGAUGG